ACGUUGAGAUUAAAUUACAAGUUGUGAACGUGUUUAUUGAAUUCUUGAUUCUCUUAGGAAGCAAUAAGGACAUGGCAAAGAUAUCAUUAGCUUUGGUAUUUGCAUUGGUGGUGACUGUACCAUUUCAUUCAGUUAUGGGUCAGGAUGAUGCAUGGAAAAGUAUAAUAGACCAAGCAAAAGAUGAAGCAAGCAAAGCAGGUCUCUCUGAAGAUACAAUAUUCGGGGCUGAGAAGGCUAUAACAGAUGGUUCUGCCGAAAAGGUUGCUGAGGAUGCCUUGGGUGAAGGAUCUUUGGAUGAUUGGGUUAAACAAGCCAAAGAUAUGACCAACGGUGAAAGUUCACCCUCUGGGGCACCAGAAGAUUUACCAGAUGAUGAAGAAGAGGACAAUCUUCUAGAGACACCAGAAUUGGCACCAAAAAUUGCACCAUCAAAGGCACCCGUAGGAGCACCAACAGAUGCACCAUCUGCCGCACCCCAAGCACAAACUCCCUCUGCAACAACAUUAUAAGCAAGAGAUAUAGAUUUGGUUUCAAGAUGCAUGGACUAAAUAUGUGUAGGUUAAGCCAAUAAAUAAUUUUACAUAAAUACUUUACAUUAUAUAAUUAUUUAAACAUUUUUUACACAUAAUUAUGUUAUAUUUAAAAUUAUAAUUUGUCAAUUGAUUAUUGGCUUAAUUUACACAAUUUGUUUGAUGAAAGUAUGUACAAGAAUAUCUCUCCCAAAGACAAGAAAUAGGAGCAAAGAAAUGUCACGCCGGGUGGCACAGGAUAAAAAGAUCACACUCUAGAUAUAUUAAUAUAAAAAAGUAUUACAUUUAUAAUUUACACAUUUUUGGAGGGUAAAAUCCAUGUUCAGGAUGCAACAUCCAUCAAUUUUUACUUUCACGAAUAUAUUAAUGUACACAAAGUUACUGAGUGUAUGCUUGUUUACA
Messenger RNA from Glycine soja, 932 nucleotides. RefSeq lists its product as uncharacterized. The coding region runs from base 72 to 509 and encodes 145 amino acids. Lineage: Eukaryota; Viridiplantae; Streptophyta; Magnoliopsida; Fabales; Fabaceae. The record is from RefSeq and is a predicted model, not a curated record. The transcript has 2 exons.